GUUUGACGAUGGCUUUCGCUGCACGGUUCCGGAAGGACUGCCAAUUGGUGAACAGCUUGAUGUUUUCCUGUCGUUGCAAUUUUCAGACGUGGACGUCGAAUUGCAGGCGAAGCUGCCUUUGGGUGACGAGCAAACGCGCGAGAACUACGUGAAAGACACGCGAGGAGCCUUCGCAUUGACCACGUACAGGAUAGAGAGGGACUCUCGAGAGUUCUUCCGAGUGGCACGACGCGCGUUUGAGGUGAGCGAACCCAUGUUUUGUGUCGUGGACCAGGAACAUUACGAUGACCAUUUGCGAAAAGGCUACAUACGGAUUCGUGGCGCCGGUUUCCAGCCGCUGCACCAGCAAUCCUACGUGCCCGAGGUUGAGUGUCUCUACACAGAGUCGCGCAUUCUCGACUUUUGCGAUGGCAAACUGCCCGAAAUCCACGAGGCGCUUCAAGCGGACGCAACUUGUCGUGAGUACUACCACAAGCGUCGGACCGCUCGCACUCGGGCGGUUGUGCAGAAUCGUGGCGUGAUUCACUGCCCGCUACCCGAGGACCGGGCCGUGCAAGGUGAGGUUUUGCUACAGCUCGCAGAAAAGCACAGGCCAAAUUCCCUAGUUGUGUGCACAACGCAGGAUCCGUUCAAACCGGCUAGCUUCCAGGAGCGCGUCGAACUGCCUCAGCUUCAGCCGUUGCACAUUCAAGUGACGUACGAGGCCAAGAUGAGCACUUAUCCUGAGCACGUCCUCUUUCGUGGCGCAGCUGGUGGGUACGUAAAGGUGCAAGUCGACACGGUCCCUCCGACCUACAACUAUACCACUAUGAACGGCACUACGGCGACAGGGUUCAGUCGCUUACUGAACAACAAGUGCGUGUGGUGGGAAUCCAACUACGACUCGAUUUUCCUGGAAGACGAG
Amoebophrya sp. A25 is the source of this 904-nucleotide messenger RNA. Lineage: Eukaryota; Dinophyceae; Syndiniales; Amoebophryaceae. The record is from the annotation of a GenBank genome assembly.